Aspergillus nidulans FGSC A4 is the source of this 1539-nucleotide messenger RNA. RefSeq names its product F-box protein. Bases 1 to 1539 code for a protein of 512 amino acids. The transcript is spliced from 3 exons. Lineage: Eukaryota; Fungi; Ascomycota; Eurotiomycetes; Eurotiales; Aspergillaceae. The record is from RefSeq and is a predicted model, not a curated record.
AUGAGUAAGAUGGAUCCGAUUCAGAAGUUGAACUUUGACUGCGCAAGCCUAAUCCUACAGCACCUCAGUAUCUACGAAUUAGCGCGCUGUCAGCUUGUCAGCAGGCGAUGGAGGCAGACUGCCCUGGAAUGGAUUGCGGCCACUGGCCUGGGAUGGCAUUUCCCACGUGCAUGCAAGCGCUUCAUGAGCAAGUUUCACGACACGUCUCCUCAAGCAUAUCAGGUUUGGGAGGAGUUUCAGGAAUGCGCGUACGAAAAAGCGCGCAGAGAUGUUUGGCUUUCUGGUAGGGCUUUCAGCUCAAUGGAGUGCCACAAGUUCACCCAUUUCGCGCGGAGUGACAAGUUCAUUGCAUGGCAUCAUGAAGGGUCCAUCUACUGGCGAUGCGCCGGAUACCAAGAGCAUCCAGAUCGGCCGCCUUACAUAAUGCAUAAGCUGAACUACAAGCUGCCUUCGGGCCAACUGCGAUACCUGGCAGUGUGUUCGGAGGCUCAAACUGUCUUCCUCAUUAUACGGUGCCCGGAGCAUCUCGCCAAGUUGAGAAAGAUGCUUCCGAACUCCACCCGUCUCAAGGCUCUCCACGAGGAGCCAGAGCACCUGGAUAUUAUGGUCGACAUCCACACCGGUCAAGAGCUAUGGUCUGCACCUCGACGGUACGCCCGAAGUGACUGGGAGCGGUGGAAAGAAGCCCUGAAGCUCGGCUGGAAGAAGAUAUAUCGCUACGGCUCAACAAAAAGGGAGCUCGAAGUGCAUGAUAUCAGAACUGGUGAAAAGCUGUACUCUCUUCCCUUUGCAAGCGACGUUCCCUUCCCUGCACUAAAAGAUGUCAGGGUAGUCCGGCUCGGUGGGCGCGAGGUCAUCAUGACGCUAAACGAGCAUGCAGAUGACCCGCAACAUGACUGCGAGAUCCGAUUCAUUGACGGUGAGUACGGUCGCCUGUUGCAAUCCAUCAAGGCACGGACAUGUGGCGGAUUCUCCCAUAUCGUGCCGUCAGAGCGGCGAAACGAGCUCGCCUUUGCGCUGGUCACAUACGGUGUAAAGAACAGGCCAUAUGUAGCGCUAAUUCACAGGUACGGGUUCGAUGCCAACCAGAAAUUAUUUGUCUCCCAGGGUCUUGAUCUGUUCGAUCUCGAAAGACUCCGGGGAGCCUACGAGUUCUAUCCCGUCAUUGACCCUUUCAGGAACUUUAUCGUCGGGGUCCAAAAGGACACGCGGUUUGCUGUUGUCCUGCCCGUUGUACGGCUCAAACUCCCGUGGACAUGGCAUGAUCCCAAGACCGGCAGUUCGUAUAAGGUGACACUCGGUGCUGGAACGGGGAGGGUCAUUAGCAUCCCUCAUAUGAACAUGUAUAAAAUCCCCAAAGGGUAUGAACCGGACGGUCCUGUGAAGAUCCAAGGGUCGUGCCUUCUCAUUGGGAUGCCGCCAGACCAGGUUAACAACGAUAGACCAGCGUUUCGAUUCUUUGAGUUUGGAUUCCGCAAGCACUAUAAUCGGACUGUCUCGCUGGAUGAUACGUUGUUUGAACAAGAUCAUAGCUAUUGA